Molecule: messenger RNA, 367 nt
Organism: Triticum aestivum (bread wheat)
Lineage: Eukaryota; Viridiplantae; Streptophyta; Magnoliopsida; Poales; Poaceae
Product: putative defensin-like protein 27
Exons: 2
Coding region: 84-323 (79 amino acids)
Biological process (GO): defense response to fungus
Cellular component (GO): extracellular region
Source: RefSeq, a predicted model, not a curated record
GAAGCACACUUUCCCUUUGAGAUCGGCCUAAUAUCCGAGCAAAUUAAGAAGACGCACGGCAAGAGAAAGAAGGGAGAUCGAUCAUGGCUCGUGCCACUGCACUAGUGGCCCUUGUUGUCCUAGGUUCGCUGGUCGCCUCCGAGACGGCGUCGGAGGAACUACAUUGCUGCACAGACCACCACAGCUGGGGCAACGGGUUGAAGAACAUCGGCUGCAGGCUGCCGGAGCAGAACGGCGAGUGCAACGCGUGGUGCCAGUCGGGCUGCCGCGGUGGCGACUGCAAGAUGCGUGACGGACUGCACUUCUGCCAUUGUUACUGCUGAUCAGGCACGGCGGUGUUCCGCCGUUCAAAUUUGCAUGCAACGAG